Messenger RNA from Penicillium salamii, 240 nucleotides. Lineage: Eukaryota; Fungi; Ascomycota; Eurotiomycetes; Eurotiales; Aspergillaceae. The record is from the annotation of a GenBank genome assembly.
AUGUCUACUGCCAUCGAAUCAAACAGCUCUUCGCCCAAGAUGAGCACUUCAAGCUCGUCUUGUUCUAUUCAAGACUUCACUGCACCCGAAGCAACCCAAUCCUCACCUAUCUUGCGCCUCAAGAAUCACUGGAAAAAUGUGAAGAAGGAGUGGGGUCCCCUGAUGGCGGCAAAGGACCACCUUUACGACGAAUACACUUUCCCACCCGGCCGUUAUGCUGGUCAGGGACUUCAAAAAUAA